AUGUCAUACAGAGAUCUGGUGAAGAGCUGGCAUGAAGCUGUCCAGGCUUUGGAUAGGAAGGACUGGGAUAUGGCCUUGGAACUAUUUUCCAGAAUUGAAGAACCUCCUUCCAAGAUCUGCUUCAAUAUGGGCUGUGUGCACCUGCUAACUGGAAAUUCAGAGGCAGCCCUGAAGGCAUUGGAUCAAACAGUGGCUAAGGACCCCUGUAUGGCUGUGGGAUUCUUCCUUCGAGGUGUGGUUCACUUUCAACUAGCAAAGUUCUCAGAAGCUCUUUCUGAUUAUGAUCUGGCCUUGGCCAACCUGAGAAAUAAUACCUUCAUUGACUAUAAGCAACUGGGUCUACGGUACAAGCUACAAGCUUGGGAGGUUUUGUACAACAUGGCAGCUGUGCAGUGCCAGCUGGGACUUUGGGAAGAAGCCACCAGAAGCUUAGAAAAUGCCAUCUACAAGAAACCAGAGGGAAGUUCAGCCAAUCUAGAGGCUGCGCUAGACCAGGUGAAGAAACGAAACUUUCUGGACCUUCUGCAAAUUCCCAAGGGUGAGGUCUUCUGCCCCAGGAAGAAGGAUGUAGAGCAGCUGAAUUCCAUGGAUUUCCUGGGGAAAUCCAAGGUCAUUUCAUCAGUCAAUCCAAAUGACAGGUACAUUGGUUUUGAGCCUCUCAGGCCACAGGGUCCAGCAGCCCAGGAAGAGGUGUCUAGCAGCCCAGACACAUCUGUCAACCUCAGUGUACACUGUACUUUCAAUGUGACCCUGGAGGUAAAAAGGGGAACAUCUGUGCCUGUCCUCAGAGCCCUGCUGAGAGAGAAGCUCCUGCAGCAAUCAGAAGGUGCACAGCUCAGGUAUAGCCACCAGGACAGUGGAAAAUUCAUUACAAUUUCUGGGGAAGAGGCUUGUAAAAAGAUGUGGCAAGAGGCAGCAGCAGGCAGAAGACUAAGUCUCCAAUGCCAGGGAACAGAAUGCUAUGGAGGUCGACCUGUGCUCUAUCAAAUGGUUGCUCAGUACAGCUAUUCUGCACAGGGACCCGAAGACUUAGAAUUCCAGAAAGGGGACACCCUGGACAUUCUCUCUGAAGUGAAUGAUGAGUGGCUGGAAGGCCAUUGCAGAGGCCACAUUGGCAUUUUCCCCAAGUGUUUUGCUCAGUUGGCCGGCAUAGCCAGAGAAGAGGCUCCCAUCGAAACACCCAUGACUUACAGCUUCUGAAUACUUCCCAAGAGAACCAGGACCAAUGAAUGCAUAGCUCCUUGCCAUCACGGGAGUGCCCAUCCC
Gracilinanus agilis (Agile Gracile Mouse Opossum) is the source of this 1266-nucleotide messenger RNA. RefSeq names its product NADPH oxidase activator 1 (gene NOXA1). Gene Ontology annotation, biological process: superoxide anion generation. The record is from RefSeq and is a predicted model, not a curated record. Lineage: Eukaryota; Metazoa; Chordata; Mammalia; Didelphimorphia; Didelphidae. The transcript is spliced from 10 exons. Bases 1 to 1200 code for a protein of 399 amino acids. Gene Ontology annotation, molecular function: superoxide-generating NADPH oxidase activator activity; protein binding.